Molecule: messenger RNA, 6805 nt
Organism: Pangasianodon hypophthalmus (striped catfish)
Lineage: Eukaryota; Metazoa; Chordata; Actinopteri; Siluriformes; Pangasiidae
Exons: 3
Coding region: 316-4470 (1384 amino acids)
Source: RefSeq, a predicted model, not a curated record
AUAAAACGGGGAUGUGUGUGUGUGUGUGUGUGUGUGUCUCUGUGUGUGUGUGUGUGUGUGUGUGUGUGUGUGUGUGUGUGUGUGUGUAGGAUACGAGCUGGAUUAAAACGUUCCCUGCACUGCACGAUAAAGCGGAGUUUGUAAACAGGUGAACACGACGAUCACUGUGAUCUCAACAAUCCCAACACAACAGAUAAAAGGAGACUGGGAAGCUCUUACUGAGAGUUGAGAGGCCUUGUUGGUAGGAUACGCCAUCCAAAGAACCAAAUCAACAAAUAGGCAGUGUCUGCCUCAUGAUCAAAGGAGCAGAAGAGAAUGAGAUCAUCUGUCAGUAUGCAAAUGAGCACAUGGACUCCACCGGUCAGACAGAACAGUCUGCCUAGUCCACACCAGACUCUCUCUAGCAUGCAGUUUGGCCCAACUCCACAGAUGGGAUAUCACGGUCUACAGCAAAAAAGCUAUGAUCAACAAUCUGUCAGAUUAAGCAAUCCCCAUACUUUCUCCCAGCCUAUAUUGAGUUCAGCUAAUUUGCAGUCAAGCCAGACUCCACAGAUGUGGAGCAGCGGAUCCCAGAGUCAGUUGCCUUACAUAUCUCCAGCUUCUGGCAGACAUCUUCCACAAAAUAUUGUACACCAUGCAUCUUUGCAAGCUGGACAAGUAGGAACCCUUUAUGUAAACCUCAACCAUGAUCCACAGGUCUUAAAUACCACUAUUCAGAGGAAUUAUAAGGAUCUACACUCCAUGCAAAAUUACAAUUGUACUGUUUCUAGCAAUGCAAAUGGUGUAUUUGAAAAUAGUUAUUGUAUGUAUGGUUCAAUUCCACCUUGGCAACACCCUUCAAACAGACAACACCAUGGAGUACAGACUACACACCAACCUGCAGCUCAGUCACAGCAGGCAGAUUUAACUGCUCAGAUUAGUCAUGCAGCACAGAAAAUUAACAUGAAUCAAGGACAACUGAGUGUAGCAGGACAAGACAAUGAGACACCUAGCUUUGUUCCACACUUUCCUGCUGCACCUCAUAUACCAGUGUAUUCAUUGCUGCCUUCACAGUUUAGAACUUCCAGCAGUCAGAUGAGUCAAGGCCAAGUUCAAAAUGCAUCACACCAACCUUUGCCAUGCAGAAAAUAUGUUGGUUACAUCGAGUUAAAACAUAGUUCAAGCAAAUCUCCACCCUUGCCAUACAGAGACAGGUUGAAUUCUGCCAUUCAAAACCAGUCUAACCGAAGGCUAAACCAAGUCUCACCCAUCUUAACUCAAGACAAAAUCCAUUCCCAGACCACAGCUAUUUCUGGCCAUCACAGCAAGACAAACUCUGCAACAUUUUCUGCUAUUCAAAGCAGUACACAGCUACAAGCCCUACAAUCAAACAACACAAUGAGUGGUCUGACUACGAACUCCCAGGACAUAACCUCUUUUCGCACUUCCACCAGUCAAACAUCAUCUCCCACUUCAGGCUCAGGAUCUACUACCUACUCUCAUAGCCUUCUAUUACGACUAUUAUUACAAGAGGACAACAGCCAGUUAACUGGUCUGACUUCCUCCAGUAACAGUUUUGGGUCCCAGUUUGCUAAGAGCAAAAGUGGAUCCCAGCAAUCUACACAUGAAAAUACAGCUGGUUGCAUUACCACUGGGGAAAAUGACACUCAAGUCAAGGCAAGGCAAAGCAAGGCAUACCAGGAACCUGCUAAAGGUACAGGUAUUUCAAGGGGGAAUGAAAUUGGAACUGGUAGUCAUCUGGCAGAACCACAAAAGUCAAGUCAGAAUGAGACGACUAAUUGGAAAAAGAGAAAUGAAGAGGUGCAGUUCUGCAGAGACCCAACUGAUUCCCUAAAGUUGGUAAUAUCACAGCUCAGAAUGGUUCAACAAGUCAACAAGGCAAUAGCUGUGGUUCCACCCAUUUCUCAGCAUGUCUCCAGUCAUGGACAGCAGAAUGAUGUGACCACAAGCACUCAUGACAGCCUCCCCUUGAAAACCAAUACUGUCAAGAAUCUUUUUGAGGAGUAUGAGAACAUUGAGAAGGAGACAAAUGUACCAAAUGUGACCUUUAAGCUCAUUGAGGAUCUGCCUCAUGUACCUUCUUCACCAAGUUCUUCACCAAGACUGGAAUCAGCAACUGACACCUCAGCGGACAUCUCUGGAAUGCCUAUGUCUGAAAAUGAUCCAACAUCUGGCUUUCAAAGCUGUAAUAUUUCUCAGUAUGAAAAUGGCCCAGUAUCUACAACCCAAAUCUCUAACAAAUGUCAAGAUGCUGUCCACAUUACUGAGUCGACAUCAGAAAGUUCAAUAGAACAAAAUGAUGACCAGGAAGUUGAAUCAUCUUCAGAAGACACUACAUUUGAUUUGUCCACAGUUCCUGUGGUUGAUUAUAGUUUGAAGGACCUGAAGGAUUUGGUGAAAUCUUUAGAGGUCAAACCAGCAGAGAGAGACAACUCGACAAUAACAGAUGUUGUGAAGUGCAUUGUAGAUCUAUAUUAUGAUGGGGACAAGCAAAACUUGGUCAAACUGGUAGCAUUAAAAGAGGUUUUCAAAACUUCAUCUGAAUUUUGCAUAAAAGAAAUGCAUGCUGUGGUUCUUCAGCACCUCGGACCUAACCAGUUAAUCCUGGAAAAUUCUUCCCAAAUCCUGAUAAAUGAAACCACCUUACCAUCUGAGGACUUUAGAUCCUCCUGGUUGAAUGUGGAUGGACAACCAGCUGAUGUGGAAAAUAUUCUUGCAGAACCCAUUUCAGACUAUAACCUCACAUCUUGCAAGAAGGUUUCACAGUCAGUAUCUGAAAGUGUUGUGAAUGUUGUAGAUAGUCUAGCCCAGAUUGGUACAGAUCAUGCUGAAGAUCUGGGUGUGCAUGCUCGUAAAGACAUAAUUCCUGAAGACAUCUGUAACUCAGAUCCUGACCAUUCUGCGGCAAUAUUUGCAACAACUGAUUGCAAGACAGACAUGAUGAUCCUUGAGAAAGGUUAUGUAAGUAGAACUCCCAGUAAACUCUCUAGUAUGCAAAGAAAAUCAGAGAUGCGAUUCAAUCAGCAACUACAUGAUGAAGUAGAUAUGGGAGCAUUCACUGAGCCAACAAUUACAAGCAGUUCUGAUAAAUGCGUAACAAAUAGUAGUGAUGUAUUUGAGAAGACAGAUACUUCUGAUGAUGCAGAAUCCACCAAGGACUUUGAAAUCAUACUUCUCUCAUCUGAGGAUGCUAGAAAAAUCUUCAGUGAGUUUCCUGAAUGCAACCAGAAGAGACAUCCUCAUCGGAUACGCCAGGAGGAAAGGAAGGAUUUAGUCACAAUUUGUGUCAAAAACCAAUCAGACUCAGUCAAAGUGAAGCCACUCGAUGACUUCAAAUUCACUUGCCCUCAUGUGACUGGCUUAGACUGUGGCAGUGACUUCUUCUGCCCCAGUUGCUGGAAUGAGACACCAUUAUUUGAUAUUGACCAAGAUGAGACUCUGCUCACCCUGAAGGAGGGGGAACUUAAUACGGACUACCAGAGUCAUAGUCCGCAGUCUGGAAAACCAAUCGAAUACCCAAGUGCACCUGUAUGCCUAGAGAGUAGCAGCGUAAUCAAGUCUGUCAUAUCCACCCCAAAAUCUGAUGGAUCUGAUGUAAUGAGAGAUCUUAAUCCAGGUGAUCAGACACAAAUCUCUAGUUCACCAUCUGCUCAAGAACCCCACCAUGGAAUAGCAGGCACCAUGAACAGCAGUAUCACCAAGCUGGUUGCAAAGGAUCUCCAAAAAAUUACAUCUUCAGCUGGGACAAAGACAGAACACCUGAAAGAGGGAGAUGCAAACUCUCCAUCAGGGACCAAAAUAUUAACAGGAAUGGUUUCUCCAUUAAAGAAUUCGUCUUGUAGAAAUGUAAAAUCCCCCAAAACUGAUGCAGGGGACAUCUUAUUAAGCCCUGAUAUUAUAAUUAAACAUACCAGCACUCAUAAACAACAUCCAAGUGACCACAGGUCUAUGUCUAGGGAUGGUGGCCAGUCCAGAGAUGAAAGCAAAGAAAUUGGUAACUUUCCUAUCAAGAAGACAUGUCUUGGUCAGUGUUCCCCCAAAACUAGACUAGGUACUCCUUCCCAAACACCAAAUGUCAGUGGGACACCUAAAUGCAAGAUUGCAGUACCCAAUAAGCAAAAGAGACCAAUCAUCAAGGAAAAAGGACAUGAUGGACAAAGCAAAGAAACAAAGAAAGUGAGAUUAGAAUUGUAUGGGUCCAAUAGUAGCAACUCAAGCUGCCAUGAUGAAGAAAAGUCACCCUCAACUCCUCUUUACCUCACAAUUUCUCCCAGUUCAAAUACUGGAAAGAGCUACACAGAUGAGCCUUCAGCUAGGCAAAAGGUCUACAGCCAGUGGAGUACCACUUUCAUACAUCCAGAAAAGAGCUGCUCUUCAAAUAAUAAAAGCCAGAAGCACAUGGAGGAUCAGUUAAAGUCAAAAAUACAAGCAUUGAAAAUAGCUCUGGAAGACAGAAUCAUGGCUAUCUGAUGGAAGCAAUCAAUUAAAUGGGCCUAAAGCACAAAGAAGCUGAAGAAGAUUAUCAAAAUGAUGAUGCACAAGAGGGCAAAUAGUUUAAGCACACCACUGCUGCUGAUCAUUUGGGUGGAUGGAUAAACUGAAUGUUAAGUGGAAUCAUUGGACCUCAUUUAUCAAUCUUUUAGUAAAGUUGUGUGUAAAUUUUUCUGUAAACUAAACCGAACUAAAAAUUAUCGCUGGAUUUUCUUCAUACUUGCAUGUGUAUGUUGAUGAAUGCCAAUCACCUGUAAAUGAUUGGAAAUUAUUUUGACUCACUACUAUCCUUACAAAACAUUUAAUAAUAUGUAAUAUUCAUAAUAAAAAGCGAGUGAUUGUUGCGAGUGCUUGUUUACGGCUUACGGCUCUGCCUAGAGAGACCGGCCCAUCCUCCGUUUAUAGGCCGCCAUUUCUUUUGCCGUGAUUGAAUGAUUUGUAUUAUUUAUCUUAAUUUAUGGGUUAGUGUUGACUCAUUUUUAUUUUUUUUUUAUAUUCUUUAAUUAAUGCCAAUAACAUGAAACAACUGGUUUUCACUAAAUUUUCUUGAUGGUACUCUUUGUCCCUGAACUAUUGAACUAGCUUGUGGAUGUGUUUUUGACAGAGACUCCAAAGCACUUCUGUAAGUUGCUCUGGAUAAGGGUGUCUGCUAAAUGCUGUAAACGUAAUAUAAAGCAAUUUAAGCUCCACAGUAUAUUCCAGAUAUAUAAAGUGCAGUAAUGCAUGCAAAUUAUAUGAUCUGAAGUUGAUCAAGUCGUGGUUUACAUUAGUUAGUCUUCGUAUGUGUAAAUUUACACACACUCAGGAGCAUGAGUAGGAUACAAAGGUUUUUCCAAAUUUACAGGAUUUUCAUGAAUAUCAUAUUUCUUAUGUAAAUGCUUGUACUGAAGAUUUACAUAUAAAUCUGUUCAUAUCCAGCUUGAUAAAUGAGGCCCAUUGUUUGUAAACCAGAAAAUAAUCUUGUUUCUAAAACUCAAAGCAUUGUGUUGUGAGCUGUAUGGUGUUGAUGGCCUUAAGAAAGUUUUAGACCCUAGUGUUGGAUCAAUUCUAAAUGCCGGCAGUGAGAUGGAUGGAAACUGUUUUGGGACCGUUCUAUGUUUAGAACCUGUUGUAUGAUCAUCAAAAAUACCUAAGCAACAGUUUGUGGUAGCAAAUCGCUGACAGGAAACCACAGCCUUUAAAGCCAAAGAGGUAUUGCAGGAAGUGUGCAAAGCAGGUCUGAAAGUGACAACAAUACACAGCAGAAAUGUGUUAGUAACAUGAUGUAUGAAGUGAUAUAUAAACCAGGAGGGCAGGCAUUUGGUAAUUUGUUAGACUGAGAAUGCAUUGAUGCUGAAGACUAAAUAAAAUAAAAUAUCAAGUAAUGUGAACUUGCUAAAAUGACAGAUUACACAGUAAUAAAAUGUUAAAAGAUUACAGAUUGAGAAACUUAAAAUGAAAUAAACCAUAAAACUUCUAAAAUGAAAGAUUACACAAUGAAAAACAUGUCAAAUAUGAGAUUCCACAAUAAAAAACUGCUAAAAAUGGAAAAUACCACAAUUAAAAACAGAUAAAAUUACACAAUAAAAACUGAUUAAAUAAAAGAUUACACAAUGUGAAAAUGAUUAAUAUAAUUUUUAAAUUGAACAAGCAGCAGCGAGAGAAUUAGUGGGUUAGAGAAAACUUAGUAUUAUUCAAAUAAAUAAAUAAAUCAAGAAGAAAGUGGGUUAUCUAUUUAAAACAUCAUGCUAACAUUAACUAUCUAGCCAAGCCUCACCUCAGGUUUAAAUUUGCAAUUACUCUGCUUCACUAAAAUAUUGAAGCUAUGCAAUUUUAAUCAAAAUCUAGGAUGACAAAAUAAUAAAAGAAAUGAAAAAUAAGAAAUUAGCCAGACGAGGUUCAUUUGUUGCUUCAGGUACAUAUUUUUAGUGCCUAGUUUUACAGUAAAGUUAAUGAUAGUGUAUGCUUACUACAUUAUCACAAUAAACUCAGUAGUUAAGUAGGUAGUCAGUAAGGUAUUUUAAGACAGUAUAAUCUGUUUACUUCUGUAAAUAUUUUCCCAGAAUUCCACAUGAGCUACAGUAUGAAACUGUAAAACAUUUAAGGUAUUAAACUGGUUUCAAGCUAGGGAUUUUACAGAAAUUCUUUACAGUGCAGGAAUGAGACACAAUCCAGUACAGUACUUAGUGAAAGGAUGAAUAUUUUUAUUCAAACUUAACAGUAGACAGCUAGAUUUUAUGUUUUUUACUUUCAAAUACAUUUUUUCACAUGAUUCACGUUACUGCACUUUCUAUUUUGACUUAAAUAAACAUAAUUCACUGUACAUAGUGAGAUC